AAAAAACCCGGGUUUCUUACAUUUUAGGCUGGCUACAGUUUGUAUGAUUCAAGCAACUAAAAAGCUAGAUAUGAAUUCCGGAGCCUUAAAGCUACAAGAGAAAGAAUUCCUUCCUCUCGAAAUUGAUUAUUUGCCUGAAUUUGCCGCCAAGAAAUGCCAAGAAGAGCUGAACGAGACUCCUGAACGGAAGAUAAAAGGAAUCCAGGAACUUCGAGGGUUACUUCAAAGAAACCCGAAAACCAGUGCAGAUGAGUUUCACGACGAUUUUUUGGUCGCUUAUUUGCGCCGUAAUAAAUACCGAACUAAAGAUGCCUUGCAACAGAUUCUAAAGUUGCAACAACUGAUGGAGUCAGAAAGCGACUUGUUCCGGGGUGUACCAGAGGAAUAUCUCGAUUCACCUGCAUUCAAGAUUUUUUACCCAUUACCUGUGAGAUGCCAAGAUGGAUGCGGACUGGUUUAUUUUGGAAUUGGAAAAUGGGAUCCCACGGAACUGCCGCUUAAACAGUUAAAGCAAAUAAUAGUGAUGUUCCUCAUCCAAGCUCUGCGCGAUCCGAUGAAUCAGAUUAAUGGAUUCAAAGUGCUGUACGAUCUGGAAGGACUCUCGACGAGACACAUCAAGUACAUCACACCCCAAAACAUGCUGCUGCUUUAUAACGGUACUGUGAAUUCUGCUCCAGCAAGAUAUAAGGCAGUGCAUAUCAUCACCCAAUCCCCUCUCAUGAAAAUUGCUUGGCGUUUCCUCAGGCCUAUUUUAACAGAAAAAAUAAAAAGCAGAGUACAUUUUCAUAAGAAUAAAGAAGAGCUUCUCGAUUACUUCCCACGCUGCGUUUUGCCCGUCGAUUUCGGAGGAAAUGUUCGAGAAAGUGAGACGAUUAACUGGAUUAGAAGAGCGAACAAGGAUCAAGAAAAAUUUACUUUAUGUGGACAACCCAACCGUUAUUGAAAUAUUUCUUUUCUUUUUUUUUUAAUGUAUGUUUCUCAUACUAUUUUUUAUUUUAAGAAACACAAAGACACGUUUAUUACUUCUUUUUAAUAUAUUUAGUGACUCUUUCAGAAAAUUUAAAUACUUCAGAUUGUGUACUUAAAAUCUUUUCUUAUUGUAAUAAUUUUCAACAUGCAGAGUUCUUAUCGCAAAUAUCACAGUUUUAAACUUUAUAAGUCAAA
This is a messenger RNA of Argiope bruennichi, 1164 nucleotides long. Its product is annotated as retinaldehyde-binding protein 1-like. Gene Ontology annotation, molecular function: phosphatidylinositol bisphosphate binding. The transcript has 6 exons. Lineage: Eukaryota; Metazoa; Arthropoda; Arachnida; Araneae; Araneidae. Gene Ontology annotation, cellular component: membrane. The coding region runs from base 44 to 943 and encodes 299 amino acids. The record is from RefSeq and is a predicted model, not a curated record.